AUGGUGGUGGGAAGUAUCAGUCAUGAAAUCGAGUCUCCAUUGGAGGCGAAGAGACUGUGGAAUGCCUUUGUGAAGGAUGGCCAUAAUCUCCUUCCAAAGCAAGUACCAGAGCUUUUUAAAAGCGUCACCUUCCUCCAAGGCGAAGUGGUUGUAGGAAGCAUCAAGCAAAUCAAUUUCACUCCUGCGAACAAGGAUUUCAGCUACGUUAAGGAGAAAGUGGAUGAAGUGAACGAGGAGAAAGUGGAGGAAGUGGAUUUCAGCUAUGUAGUCCAUUUUGAUAGCCUUCCGGGCGUUCCUCAGGAUGAAGAGAAAGUGAAGGAGAUUAAGGAAAUGAGCACUGCUCUGUUCGAGAAGAUUGAGGCAUAUCUCAUCGCUAAUCCCAAUUUGUACUGUUAA
This is a messenger RNA of Cryptomeria japonica (Japanese cedar), 396 nucleotides long. Its product is annotated as pathogenesis-related protein 2-like. Bases 1 to 396 code for a protein of 131 amino acids. The record is from RefSeq and is a predicted model, not a curated record. Gene Ontology annotation, biological process: defense response; abscisic acid-activated signaling pathway. Gene Ontology annotation, cellular component: cytoplasm; nucleus. Gene Ontology annotation, molecular function: abscisic acid binding; signaling receptor activity; protein phosphatase inhibitor activity. NCBI's taxonomy places the organism in Eukaryota, Viridiplantae, Streptophyta, Pinopsida, Cupressales, Cupressaceae. The transcript is spliced from 2 exons.